AACCUUGACUCGCGUAGGUCAGGUAGCGCAUCCGUAAAUCGGGGCAGGGCGGACAGUUGUACGGUAAACACUAACCUUAGUACACUGGCUGAUUUCGCUGGGGUUCACAGUUUCCAUCGUGACUACAGGGAAUUUCUCCGUAGCACUACUUCCCUUAACUAUUCAGAAUUUGUCGCCAACAUUCACUUUUCAGAUCCUGAAGUUCAUCCUCAACCCGAGACCUACUGGGGUCGAGUCAAUCCAAUCGGUCCACGGGCUUGUUACGAUGAAAGUAAACGCCUGGGUGAAACACUUACAUAUGCCUAUGCCGAUCGUCUGGGACUCUCCGUACGCAUCGCUCGAAUCUUCAAUACACACGGGCCACGAAUGCAGCUAAAUGAUGGUCGAGUUGUGAGUAACUUCAUCAUUCAGGCGUUGCAAAACAAACCACUCACUGUCUAUGGUACCGGUAAACAAACUCGAUCAUUUCAGUAUAUAUCUGAUCUGGUCGAGGGUCUGGUUCGGCUCAUGGCAUCUAACUACUCGCAACCAGUCAAUCUGGGCAAUCCACAAGAAUUCUCGGUAUUAUUCAUUGGGGUUAAAAACGAUCUUGUCGCUAUCACUUUUGCAGGCAGCAGCAGUCCCAUUGUGCACCAGGCGAUCCCGGUUGAUGACCCUCAACGACGCCGACCUUUGAUACAGGUGGCCAAAGAACAGUUGCAGUGGGAACCUGUGGUUGGCCUGGAGGAAGGGUUGCAAAACACAUUGGCUUACUUUCGUGACUACGCAGACUGUAACAAGGAAUGCUUGAAACCUUCUGGUCGCUAUUGUUAA
Echinostoma caproni is the source of this 813-nucleotide messenger RNA. NCBI's taxonomy places the organism in Eukaryota, Metazoa, Platyhelminthes, Trematoda, Plagiorchiida, Echinostomatidae. The record is from the annotation of a GenBank genome assembly.